Molecule: messenger RNA, 2430 nt
Organism: Colletotrichum lupini
Lineage: Eukaryota; Fungi; Ascomycota; Sordariomycetes; Glomerellales; Glomerellaceae
Exons: 10
Coding region: 1-2430 (809 amino acids)
Source: RefSeq, a predicted model, not a curated record
AUGUCUCCCGCGCUUUUUGAGUCUCACCGGAGAACCCCCUCUGGUCAAGACCCCGAACGUCGCAAGUCUGGAAGUGGUUUUCUCUUCCUCAACAACCGCUUCAAGAGCUUCACCGCUCUUCUUUCUCUCUAUCCUCUGCCCACCCCCCUGCAAGCAUCGCUAGCCUCGACCCCUGCCUUUAUGCUGGACCCUGAAAGGGGUCCCGCUUCGACCGGACCGGCUGCAACAGCGGGCGCCGCGGCUCUGAAUAUCUCCACCAAAGAUGCAUGCCCCUCCAGUUGUUCAACGGUCCAUCGACUCAAGCUCGACAAUCCGCCAACACCACCCGAGGGUGACGCGCCUGAUGACUCCUUUGCCCAGCAUCGUCACUGGCAGGAUCAAGAUGCAAUGACGGAAGACCCUCAAGGAGGGUGCCGCUCUGCCAGCACAGUCGUGAGGCAUCCUAAAAGAGUGUCGCCGCCGCGGCCGCCGUCUUAUUGUAUCAGCUCCUUCUCAAGGAAUCUAGCCCCUACCACAAAGACUACCAACGAAAAUGCCACCUCCAGCCCCCCCACUCCGACUUUCGGCCCCGUCAAGGAUGGAUACUUCAUGAAGCGUUCCGACUCCUCUCAGAGUAUCCCCUCUCUGGUCCAAUCAAACAAUGGUGAUGAGGUUAAGAGACCCAUGACCGCUAUGCCCGGCCGGGAAAAGUCCUUCCUCGGCACCAAGGAGCCCGCCGUCCCCGCCGUUCCCUCUAUCCCUGACGAGAAGGUCAAGCCCACGACCGUCCCCGAAGAGAAGGAGGAUAACACCCCCUCAGCCCCCGCCGAAGCCGAGUCCGCGAAGCCCAAGGCCGUUUCCGUAACCGAGACUGCUAAGACCGCCGAGGACGACGCUGAUGACUCCUCUUCUGAGGAUGAAGAGGAAGACGAGGAGAAGAAUGAGGCCGAGGCACAGGAGCCGCAGGGUGCCCAGCUCGCAACUCGCGUCGCCAUCCUCCCUCCUCGCCCGGCUACCCCCGAAGCCGACAAGAGAAUCUCCUACCACGAGGACUCCGACCUCCACAUCAAGGUCCGCGACUCAAAUGGCUCCCUCAUCGUAUACUCCGUCCGCUCCGCCGCUCUCGCAUCUGCCUCCCGCGUCUGGAAGGAGCUGCUCGCCAAUAACACCUCCAGCGUUAUCGAGCUCCAGUCUCCCGCCGACACAGCCAGUGGUCUUGAUGUGCUUUUCUCCAUUGCUCACUUCAAGUUCCACGAGCUCCCCACUAUGCCCAACGUCGGCGACCUGUACGACCUGGCCCUCGCUUCCGACAAGUACGCCGCCACGCACCUGCUCGUCCCCUUCAUGAACGACUGGGUCAUCGCCCUGAACCGCCACGUUCUCAUGGCCGGCGCCCGCAACGAUGAGGACAAGACUCUCGUCCUCAGCUGGGUCUUUGGCGAGGCCCGCUGGUUCAGUCGCGUGCUGGCCAAGGCAGCUUACAAGUCCCGCGUCGGACCUGACGGAGCCCUCCAGGACUCCAAGGGCCGCCCUUGGAAGGACCAGCCCAUCUCGGACGAGGUCAUUCGCAUGCUUACCGCCACCCGCGCCGAGGCCAUUGACAAAAUCAUCAAGGCUGUCAGCAACCCUGUCCACCGCCUCCUGAACCCCUCCUGCUACCCCGGCGAGGAGAUUCGCUACUGCCACGCUGGCACCGAGGAUGGCACCGCGGAAGACUGCGAGCAGCUCCUCCUCGGAUCCGCCAUCAUGGGCUUGACCAAGUCGAAGCUGUGGCCCCCUCCCGAGCCCGCCAAGAUCAAGGUCAGCGCCGUCGAUCUCGCAAGGGCCUACGGCGAAGUCCGUAUCCGUCGCUACCAGACUCCCGGUCUGCGCUUCAGAGACAGCUCGGCCGAGGGCGCGCCCGUCGACGACCCUCACGCCAAGUGUGGCUUCGGUCACCGUGAGGUGAUUGAGAAGAUCCUCAACACGCCUGCCAAGAUGGCGUCCAGCGUUGUCGGCCAGUUGAUUACCAGAGCCAAGAAGUCUGGCGCGUUCGCCGAGGAGCUUUUCGCCGAUUUGAAGGAGUACGUGCAGGAUGGCGGCGCUGCUGUUGAGGGUGAGGAUCUGAAGAGCGAUCCCCUUCACUACAAGCAGGUUCGCGUUAGAGCCAACGGUGUUGCCGAGAACAAGACCCCGGCUGAUGAUGAUGACGAUGAGGACGACGACGAUUCCAGCUCCGAGAGUGACGAGGAACUUAUUCCAGUGCACGACUGGCCACCUCAGUAUGUCCCUAAAUGGGUUUGCAUCAUCAUUUAUGUUAUUACUGGAAAUAUUUGUUCAUCAGCCGAUCAUCGGAUGUGUCUCAUCUCCGUUGACGCAGACGGGUUGAUUGAUGUCUGGGAGUACGUACCGCUCUUAUGUAAGGAGGUGGUUUCAAUUCAAAUUGCUCGCCAGCUUUUCAUUGACGUCUAA